AUGCCUCAACGAGGUAAGGUGCUAGACACCGAUGGUCCGACCCCUAAGUUUCUCUAUGCCAUGCUAAAGCAGCUGGACCUGAAGACUAUUGACUGGAACCGUGUUGCUGUGGACAUUCAGAUAUCAAAUGGCCAUGCUGCUCGGAUGCGAUUCUCUCGAUUCCGCAACCAGAUGGAAGGAACCACUGGAGCCCAACGAGCGGCCAAGAAGAAGAAUGCCAAAGGGAAAAAGGGCGAUAAAUGUGACAUGAGCGAAUCAAAUGGUCAGAUGUUGGCAAUUAUGCCAGGAACCCAGUCCGCUCCUGGGAUAAAAAUGGAACCUGGGGAUUUCAUGCCCUAUGCCAACCCCAUCAAGUGCGAGGGAAAUCAGCAGCACCAUGGAAGUCAAAAUUUUGCCGAUCUUCCCGAUAUGUAUUCGUGGUCCCAUCAGCCAAAUUCAAGCUCAGUCAAUGGAACACCUUUCCACCUACAAAUGCAUCCAUUCAUGCAGCCUGGAAUGCCAUAUUCUGUGAUGUCCGGCAUUUCUUCUUCGAGUUCUUCGAUGACACCAGUGAGUCCUCCGGGAUUCUAUCCUCAGUUCGGUAUGCAUGAUUUCAACUUGCCCGAGAUUGGUGUUCAACAGUCUGCCUUUCCGAACGCCCCGGUACUUAGCUGGGAACCACCUGCAUCUCCUCAACCUCAGCCUCAGCUUCAACCUGAAGCUCAGCCUGGGACCCAACCACCUGCAAAUGAAGUCAAGAUUGAAGAGAAUUCUGAGACGACGAAUACGGCAAUCAAAAUUGAACCAUACCAGCUCGAGUGA
Penicillium malachiteum is the source of this 801-nucleotide messenger RNA. RefSeq lists its product as uncharacterized. The transcript is spliced from 2 exons. NCBI's taxonomy places the organism in Eukaryota, Fungi, Ascomycota, Eurotiomycetes, Eurotiales, Aspergillaceae. The record is from RefSeq and is a predicted model, not a curated record. The coding region runs from base 1 to 801 and encodes 266 amino acids.